Orcinus orca (killer whale) is the source of this 2717-nucleotide messenger RNA. It is a transcript of the gene KHK, whose product is annotated as ketohexokinase. The coding region runs from base 1631 to 2518 and encodes 295 amino acids. The record is from RefSeq and is a predicted model, not a curated record. Gene Ontology annotation, molecular function: ketohexokinase activity. The transcript is spliced from 7 exons. Gene Ontology annotation, biological process: fructose metabolic process. Lineage: Eukaryota; Metazoa; Chordata; Mammalia; Artiodactyla; Delphinidae.
GUGCUUGUCCCAGAGAUGGCAGCGUGGAGGCAACGCAUCCAACUCCUGCACUGUCCUCUCCCUGCUUGGAGCCCCCUGUGCCUUCAUGGGCUCGCUGGCCCCGGGCCACGCUGCCGAACUGUCUGCGGUGGAUGUGACUUUGCCCUUCUCAAGUCCCUAAUCCUGCCUGUCCUUUUGGCAGAAGGCAGUUAGGGACAUGCUGUACCUGCCCUCUCAGGGAUGUCCUGCAUCCACGGUCCCAGGGUCCAGGCCUGCAGUUUCUUUCCCAGCUGAGGGGGCAGGGCCAGUGAUUGUGUCCCCGUUGUUCACUGAAGCAGCGAGAGCUCCCUGCCCAAGGACACCCCAAUGCCACGUGCUAAAGCUGGGCCCAGCCCCAUGCCUCCCAGCUCAUCGGCUAGGAGGCUGCAGCCCGUAGUGGCCCACACGCUUCCUCUAUGUUGGCUGCUGCAGGGACCCAAGAGCCCUUUGACCCCUGGCACUGCCGACUCAGCAAGCGCUUAUCAGGCGGUGAGGCCCACUUUGCCCACUGUGGGCACAGGGGCAGGCUGCCAGGUUGCUGGCCUGUAAAGCACAGCCCUUUGAACCCUGGUUUGAGCGGGGCUGGUGCCAGAGCCCAGCCCCAGGCCGCAGCCAGAUUCCCUUCCUUAUGAACUGGCACGAGAGCCUGCCCUGUGAUGUGGGACAGAGGGAGCCGGAGCCAACAGCUGCUCACUUGUCAGCCCUCGUCAGCAGCUGCCUUCCCUCCCAGCUAGAGCAAGACCGUGCCUCUUGCUUUGGGGUGGUGGACCCACCUUUGUGUGGCAAUCAUGCUGAUAGCUGGGCCAUUCCAAAUUCUCCCCAUGUGUUCAGCAAACACUGAAUGAGCACCUACCAUGUGCCUGGCACUGUGGGUGCAAAACGUUAUUUGGCAAAAACCAAAUCAUAUUCCCCAUGCUGUGGGAAAGCUACUAUUUAAAGGGCCCUUGAGACGCAAGGCAAGGAAUAAUGCCCCGAUGUGGUACCUCUAUACAGAUCUGUAUUGUCCAGCCUUGGUGUUGCCGAAAGUGGGGUUCAGCCAUAGUGAGAAAGGCCAGGAUGGUGGCUGGACUGCUGGGCGUAGUGGCCACAACUCAUUUCCAAAGAGCUGGGAGGGAUGGGUGGCCUCCUUGUUCUGCUGGUACAGUCUUCCUGAAGGGCCACCCCCCGGCUCACUCUGAUUGGAGUGAGAGUCCUGGACCCGGUCCAUACUGAGGGGCCUCAGGCACUGAGAGGGCUUGCCACUGUGGAAGGAGCGGGCAGUGAGCAGGGCCACCGAGGCAGCACCACUUCCUGGCUGGGCAUCGUGGAGGCAGGUGUAGAAGGAGAGGAAUCACGUUAGGACUGGAAGGACUUCAGAGAGUGGAGUACCAUGGGGAUGAGCAAGCAGAGGGCACCUGGGGGACAAAGUGUCACCUUGGUAAUUAUUAAUACUGCCUGGGCCUUGCGUGAUGCCGGCCACAGUGCCCUCACCUGCUUGGUUCAAACAGGGUGCGUGUUCUAGGUCCCACAUCUACCCCAUCUAGCUUUAUGAACGUGAGAAAUCCUUUCCAGCUUGAGUCAGAUUGAAGGACAGGGUCAGGGUUGGAGUUUGCUUCAGUCAGGACCUAAAAGAAUGUCCCUUAGGGUUUUUCUCACUAAGCUCCAGCCAUGCUCUCCUGCCUCUCCUGCCUCCACACAGCCUGUGACAGUGACUCCCAGUCCCAUCCUAGCCCCUGUGCUUGCACCCCAGGGUCCCCGGUGGCCCUGCCACCUACCCUCCAGUCCCCAAACCCCCGUCGAACUGCGCCUCCCCGGGUUACUCCGCCCUGGCAGUUUUGUCCUGGACGACCUUCGCCGCUAUUCCGUGGACCUACGCUACACGGUCUUUCAGACCACGGGCUCCGUCCCCAUUUCCACAGUCAUCAGCAGCGAGGCCAGUGGUAGCCGCACCAUCAUACAUGCCUACAGGAACCUACCAGAUGUGUCUGCUAAAGACUUUGAGAAGGUUGACCUGACCCGGUUCAAGUGGAUCCACAUUGAGGGCCGAAAUGCAUCAGAGCAGGUGAAGAUGCUGCAGCGGAUAGAACAGCACAACGCCAGGCAGCCUCCAGAGCAGAAGAUCCAGGUGUCUGUGGAGGUGGAGAAGCCGCGAGAGGAGCUGUACCAGCUGUUGGGCUACGGAGACGUGGUGUUUGUCAGCAAAGAUGUGGCCAAGCACUUUGGGUUCCAGUCAGCGAAGGAGGCCCUGAGGGGCCUGUACGGUCGCGUGAGGAAGGGGGCUACGCUGGUCUGUGCCUGGGCUGAGGAGGGUGCCGAUGCCCUGGGCCCUGAUGGACGGCUGCUCCACUCCGACGCUUUCCCACCGCCCCAGGUGGUGGACACUCUGGGGGCCGGAGACACCUUCAACGCAUCCGUCAUCUUCAGCCUGUCCCAGGGGAAGAGCAUGCAGGAGGCACUGAGCUUUGGCUGCCAGGUGGCGGGCAAGAAGUGUGGUCUGCAGGGCUUCGAUGGCAUCGUGUGAGUGCCCUGUGGCAGGAAGCACCGGCUCACAUCCCCGCCCCGGGCCAGCAACACUGGCUGCCGUCGCCCUCUCUUCUCUGGCCAGCUGGCAUCAGGCUGCCUUGCCCCCCCAGGCAGAUGCAGGCUGUGGGAGGGCUCCACCUGUGACCUGGCAUCUCACAUGGCAGAGCUGCAGAGCAAAUAAAUCUUCCCCAGAGCCA